AUGCUCUUCCGACCUUCCAGUCAAGUCUUUCGGUCCUCGCUUACCCACAGUCAGCGCAAUUGGUUCACAGCCCAGUCUCGAAGAUGGCUAGCAUCCGCAGCACGCAAUGAGGACGGUACACUUCCGCUGGCGGGUAUCAAGGUUCUUGACAUGACAAGAGUUUUAGCCGGUCCUUACUGCACACAAAUACUUGGUGACCUGGGGGCGGAUGUCAUAAAGAUCGAGCAUCCCACCAGAGGAGAUGAUACUCGAGCCUGGGGCCCACCUUACGCCAAAUACGUCGACAGUAAUCAGGAAGGGCCUGGUGAAAGUGCCUACUACUUAGCCGUCAACAGAAAUAAACGAUCUAUCGGUCUCUCGUUCGCUCAUCCUGCCGGAGUCGAUAUUCUACACAGGCUAGUGAAGGAAUGCGACGUGCUUGUCGAAAAUUAUCUUCCUGGAUCGUUGGCAAAAUAUGCGAUGGAUUACGCAUCGGUCUCUAAGAUCAACCCGGGUCUAAUUUACGCUAGUAUAACUGGCUAUGGACAAACAGGGCCUUACAGUAAUCGGGCUGGAUAUGAUGUAAUGGUCGAAGCCGAAUUUGGCUUGAUGCAUAUUACGGGCGCACGCGAUGGUCCUCCAGUCAAAGUCGGGGUCGCCGUGACCGACCUGACCACAGGGCUUUACACUUCGAACUCGAUUAUGGCGGCUCUACUCAGUCGGAUAAAAUCUGGAAAGGGUCAACACAUUGAUGUAGCGCUCAGUGACUGCCAGACAGCCACACUUGCAAAUAUCGCGAGCUCUGCUCUUAUUAGUGGCCAAAAGGACUCUGGGAGGUGGGGCACUUCACACCCGUCAAUUGUACCAUACAAGGCUUUCAAGACGUUGGAUGGCGAUAUUCUACUAGGCGGUGGCAAUGAUCGCCUGUACGGCGUUCUAUGCACGAGGAUCGGCAAGCCCGAAUGGAUACUGGAUGCUAGGUUCAAGACUAACGCUCUGAGGGUGCAGAAUCGCGAUACCUUGGAAGAGAUGAUCGAAAGCGAGACAGUGCAGAAGACCACUGCAGAGUGGCUUGACAUAUUGGAAGGUUGUGGGAUGCCAUACGCAGCCAUCAACGAUGUGCAAGCGACACUGAACCAUGACCAUACCAUUGCUCGCGGAAUGGUGCAACAGAUUGAGCACCCAUCGUGCGGUCCAAUCAAGUUGGUGAACACUCCAGUGAAAUACUCGGAGUCGACUCCAGGCAUCAGAACACCUCCUCCAACUCUGGGCCAACACACUGACGAGAUACUACGAGGUACGCUUGGGAUGGGAUCCAAGGACAUUGAAAGCUUGCGCAGCGAGGGCGUUGUAGCAUAG
This is a messenger RNA of Paraphaeosphaeria sporulosa, 1338 nucleotides long. RefSeq names its product caib/baif family protein-like protein. Gene Ontology annotation, molecular function: catalytic activity. The coding region runs from base 1 to 1338 and encodes 445 amino acids. The record is from RefSeq and is a predicted model, not a curated record. Lineage: Eukaryota; Fungi; Ascomycota; Dothideomycetes; Pleosporales; Didymosphaeriaceae. The transcript is spliced from 8 exons.